AUUUGUCAUACAAAGGCAGAUUAUCCACCCAUUUAGGCGGGUAAUUUCUCUUUUUGCUGCUUGGCGACCGACGAUCUCCGCGGCGACGCGAUUGGCAGCUUCGGCAGCGGGAAAGAUUAUUAUCCAAAUCCAAAGUGGAGCGGAAGAUGAAGAGCACUAUAAGACUGGAAGGAGAAGACGAUCAUUGCUGGACGAGCACAAUGAAAAGAUCAAAACCAUCUCUCCGGCAGAGUCAUUACUCUCUGUCUUUGCUUCUAUCUGCAUUUCUUCUAUCCUGCUUUGUCUUAAUUUCCCACGAAGAACAGGUAAUUGGGUACGGAUAUAGAGUCACUAGGAUUGGCACCGAUUCUUCUAAAAAGUCACUGACCGCUGAUCUUCAGCUUAUCAAGAAAUCAUCCCUUUUCGGACCAGAUGUCCAGAAGCUCAAGCUGACAGCAAGUCUGGAAAGUAGCGAUCGGCUGAGGAUCCGGAUAACGGAUGCAGAGAAGCAGAGAUGGGAGGUCCCGCAGAGGAUCCUACCCCGCCCGCCGCCUUCGCCGCUGCCGACUCAUGAAGAGCCGCUGGAGUCGAACCAUUUCGUCCUUUCCGACACUUCCAACUCAGACCUCAUUUUCACUGUCCACAACACCAGACCCUUCGGCUUCACCGUCGCCCGCCGCUCCUCCGGCGACACCCUUUUCGACGGCUCGCCGGAGGGUUCAGAUUCGGGCACGUUUCUGGUCUUCAAGGACCAGUACCUCCAGCUCUCGUCCUCCCUGCCGGCGGCACGGUCCUCCCUCUACGGCCUCGGCGAGCACACAAAGAGUUCCUUCAAGCUGACCCACAACCAGACACUCACCCUCUGGAACGCCGACAUCGGCAGCAACAAUCUUGACCUCAAUUUAUAUGGGUCCCACCCGUUCUACAUGGAUAUCAGGUCGUCGGAUCCCGGGGGAAGAGUGGCGGCGGGAACCACCCACGGCGUGCUGCUGCUCAACAGCAAUGGUAUGGACGUGGUGUAUACCGGUGACAGGAUUACUUAUAAGGUGAUUGGGGGUGUUAUUGAUCUAUAUUUCUUUGCUGGGCCUACGCCGAUGAUGGUGAUGGAGCAGUACACGGAGCUCAUCGGCCGGCCGGCCCCGAUGCCAUACUGGUCUUUUGGAUUUCACCAGUGUAGAUGGGGAUACAAAAAUGUUUCUGAUGUUGAGGGGGUAGUUUCUGGCUACGCCAAAGCUGGAAUUCCUCUAGAGGUUAUGUGGACAGAUAUUGAUUACAUGGAUGCUUAUAAGGAUUUUACACUUGAUCCUAUUAACUUCCCCCUUAACCAGAUGAAAAAUUUUGUCCAUACACUUCAGGAAAAUGGUCAGAAAUAUGUGCUCAUCUUGGACCCUGGGAUUAGCAUAAACAAUACGUAUGAGACCUACAUAAGAGGGAUGCGAGCUGACAUCUUCAUCAAACGUGAUGGUGUGCCUUAUCGCGGGGAGGUUUGGCCUGGACCAGUCUACUUCCCAGAUUUUCUAAAUCCAGCUGGUGGAAUCUUUUGGGCUGAUGAGAUCGAUAGAUUUCGAAAUCUUCUCCCUUUUGAUGGCCUAUGGCUUGACAUGAAUGAGUUAUCAAAUUUUAUUUCUUCUUCCCCAACUCCAUCCUCAACGCUUGAUAAUCCUCCCUAUAAGAUCAACAAUUCUGGGGCACAACAGCCUAUAAAUGAAAGGACUGUUCCUGCGAGCUCUCUACACUUUUCUAACAUCACAGAGUACAAUGCCCACAACUUAUACGGGUUCUUGGAAUCCAUGUCCACGAAUCAGGCCUUAGUGAAUAUGACUCGUCAAAGGCCUUUUUUACUAGCUAGGUCAACAUUUGUGGGCUCGGGCAAGUACACUGCACAUUGGACCGGGGACAAUGCUGCCACAUGGAGUGACUUGGCAUACUCAAUACCGAGCAUCUUGAAUUUUGGACUGUUUGGGAUUCCAAUGGUUGGGGCAGAUAUAUGCGGUUUCUCUGGCAACACAACUGAAGAGCUCUGCCAACGUUGGAUUCAGCUAGGGGCCUUUUAUCCCUUUGCAAGAGAUCACUCGUCGAAGAAUACUAACCGUCAAGAGCUCUAUCUAUGGGAUUCAGUCGCUGCGACAGCAAGGAAGGUUCUUGGGCUGCGCUACCGUCUACUGCCCUACUUUUACAUGCUAAUGUACGAGGCACAUACAAAAGGAACCCCCAUUGCACGGCCCCUUUUCUUUUCGUUCCCUCAAGACACAAAAACUUACGACAUAAGCUCACAAUUCCUAAUCGGUAAAGGAGUAAUGGUCUCACCAGCGUUGAAGCCUGGAACUGUCUCUGUCAAUGCAUACUUCCCGGCUGGAAACUGGUUUGACCUUUUCAACUAUUCAAAUUUUGUGAGUGUAAAUCCGGGCAAAUAUGUCUCUCUCAGGACGCCAUCUGAUCAUGUAAACGCACAUCUCCGUGAAGGCAAUAUAUUGGCCAUGCAAGGCUCUGCAAUGACAACACGAGCAGCACGAAAGACACCAUUCGAGCUCUUGGUGGCAGUCAGCAGCAGCGAAAACAGCACCGGAGAAGUCUUCCUGGACGAUGGCGAGGAAGUUGAGAUGGGAAAGGAAGGAGGGAGGUGGACUUUGGUGAGAUUUAAUGGCAGAGUUGCAGGGAAGAUGGUGAAAGUUGAAUCUCAAGUUGUAAAUGGAGAUUUUGCUCAGAGUCAGAAGUGGAUCAUAGGAAGAGUAACAUUUGUAGGGCUGGGGAAAUUUAGAGAAUUCAAAGGCUACAAGUUGAGAGCAAAAAUGCUUGGAAACUCUAGCAUGUCGACGAGGUUUGAUCGAGGUGGCCAGUUUGCUACAAUGGAGAUGUCUGGGAUGUCAGUGCUAAUCGGAGAGCAGUUUGAGCUAUCACUGAAUUUUGGUUAGUAACCGAUGAAUUGAUGAAAGGUGAGCAAAUCGCCGGCCAAUGAUAAAUGUAACUGUAAUAUUGUAACAUUUGAGAUUCUCACGCAAAGCCGCAAAGGACUCACCAUCGGCUCUCCCCAUAAAACUCAUAUGCUUUAUAUUUUAAUUUGGGUUGAAUAAAAUGAAAUUGAAGUAUGUUGCCACCAUAA
Molecule: messenger RNA, 3079 nt
Organism: Diospyros lotus (date-plum)
Lineage: Eukaryota; Viridiplantae; Streptophyta; Magnoliopsida; Ericales; Ebenaceae
Product: alpha-glucosidase
Exons: 6
Coding region: 147-2891 (914 amino acids)
Biological process (GO): carbohydrate metabolic process
Molecular function (GO): hydrolase activity, hydrolyzing O-glycosyl compounds; carbohydrate binding
Source: RefSeq, a predicted model, not a curated record